This is a messenger RNA of Haemonchus placei, 3453 nucleotides long. Lineage: Eukaryota; Metazoa; Nematoda; Chromadorea; Rhabditida; Trichostrongylidae. The record is from the annotation of a GenBank genome assembly.
AUGAGGAAGAGACGAAGAGAAGAAGAGUUGCGGAAGGAGAUUUCGAGAACUACGGAUGAAACGAAGCAGCUGGAUCUUGUAAACGAACUGGGUGACCUAUACAGAAUUGAUGGCGAUUUUGAGGCAGCUCGUAAUUGUUACAAAAGAGCUGUUCAACUUGCUACCAACCUCCGAAACCAUCUAGAUCUCUCCUUUGCUCAUCGGGCUUUGUCUGAGAUCUGUGCUGAAGAAGGUGAUAGGAGAGAAGCGUUGGAACAUGCGUCGCUUUUUCGGCAAACAGCACAACGGAGCGGCAGCCAUUCACAGAUCCAACUUUCAUUGCAUGUUACUGGAUGGGUAUACGAGAAAUUACACAUGCAGCAGUCACAUAACACAAAUGAUCUUGAAGAGGCAUUGUCAUGGGGUUUGAAAAGCAUAGACUAUCUUAAGAAGUUUGGACACAGAAUCGACACCGAUAAAAAAGCUGUGAGAGUGGGAGGAGAUUCUGCCAGGAGAAAAGCUGGUCUGGAACGUCUCUGUUCUGGACUUUGUGCCAACUUACAUCGAAAGAGUGAGGCUGAGAAGUAUUGGAAUUCCGCGUACGCAUACGCGAAGAGAGCUCACGAUGCGGAUUUGGAAUACCAGCUUCUUCUUGCUCGUAUAGAUUUUUCAUGGGAAUCCCCUGUAAACAAUGCUCAAAGGCUGGUGAAUUUUGCUCCAACGAAGAAAAAAGGUUACGCUCUUAUGGAGUUGGCUCAGGUGCUAAUGUACGUUGGUGACUUCCUGAACGCACAGAACGCUUUGUUCGAAUGCCUACUUCAUCACAGGUCAUCGCUAACAGCAGAAGAUGCUGAGUUACUUGACGCUCGCGUUAUAUUUUAGGAUCCCGACGAUGCUUUGGAAUGGUUUGAAAAAGCACUGUUCUUUGAAAAGAAGUUGGGGAGAUCGGAAAUCAAACUCUGUGAAACUCGGGCGCUGAUUUUCAAGGCGAAAGCUUCCUGUCACAAUAUAUCAAUGCUCUCGCUUAAAAAUGAGUUUGACAUUCUUAAUUCUGAUAUUCCUGAGGAAUGUCCAUCUUUGAAGGCAACGAUCUACGAAGCCAUGGGGCAGUAUCUUUUAACAAACAAAGACGAAGAUGCCUCUGUAUACCUUGCGUGUGCAAAACAAUUCGGAAGUGAAGUGGAGGUUGAGGAAAGCUGUGAGGAUGACGAUUCAGGGGAUGGCUACGAUGUGAACAAACGUGAUUAUGGCGGGUGGACUCCGAUAAGUGAGGCAGUUUCGGCUGGGAUGCGAGACAACGUGAGAGCGCUGCUCAAAGCUGGUGCCAAGGUUGAUCCGGUUAGCACUGAAGUGCUCAAUGAUGACGAAAACUCGAGACUGAUUAGAUUUUUUGCUGUACUUAUUCUGUUGGAAUUUGAGACUGGCGGCGGCAUCACUCCAUUAAUGGAAGCUUGUGACAAAGGUUUUACCGACAUCAUAAAGGAUUUGCUAAAAUGUGGAGCUUCUGUCGUGAAAAAGAACGCCGAUGGUUGGACAGCCGUUGAUUUCUUGAGGAAUUUCCUUGUUAGCUGCGAAAGCGAAGAUGAAAACCACAUAAAGGAAUUGACUUCUAUUGCUGUAUCUAUGGAAGAACAGCAGAGAAAACAUCUUGCAGUAUCAUUUCCCGUUCGUGGAUGUGCUCCGUCACGACAAAAGUCAACCGGUACAAGGCCACUGUUGAAAUCCUCUCAACCCAAGUCACGUAGUGAAGAGGAAACAAUUGAUUUGAAAAGUUAUAAGCGUGUGAUUGGUGGGCUUGGCGCUCAGUCGAAGAAGAACGUGAAACCUUCUCGAUCACACAACGAAACCACUCUGUUCAAUGAAGAUGAUGAUCUUGCGUCCUCCUACAUCAGCCCUCAUUUUGAAGACGACAUAGAUCUUCCAAGCGACUGUGAAGAUACGGGAAGAAAGAGUGAAGGAUACUCGUUAGCCACUUCCAGUUAUUCUCCAUUACCAGCAUCACAGUCGACUGCAGUUUCGCCGUUGAAGGAGAGAAGGGUUGAGAGAUCUUCCUUUUCCGAACCGAUCAAAGAUGAUUUCCUCAUAAACGAUCUCGAAGAGAAGAGGCGAAGAAAAAGGAAAAAUCGCACCCCUACCGCUUCCGGUGAACCUGCUAAGCGGCCUUCGUCAAGUCGAGACUCUAUCCCAAGCAGAAGGGAAAGCCCGUCACAGUUUUGCGUAGACUUGCCGGCUGCCAGCAGUGCGCCUCUGUCAGCAACUGGACCUCCAAUCGUUGUUACUCUCAAAUUCGAAAAUGAGGAUGGGGGAGUGCUCCGACCUGACAAGCUUGUCUCGCUUCCAAGAACAGCGACAAUGGCAACCAUUGAAGAACGAUUCCGAACUGAGCUUUCAAGCCAAAAAUCGAAGUCAUUUGAUGUUAGACUCUUUGAUGGGCGUGAUGCAGACCCUGAAAUCCCUUUACUAUCUCUUGGCGAACCGCUUACAGUUGUUUGUCGGUUGCAUAAGCUGACGACAGAAAUGCUGUAUAAGAGCAGCACAGAAAGUCCUUGUGAUGACGAUGUCGUGCUGAAGUGUAUGGCCAAGUUUGAUGCGUCCGGCAUACUCGAUCUUUCGUCAGCCGCUUCAGAAGGCGGUGAUAUAGUUGAGAGCGUCCUUAAGGUUGUCACAAACACUAAACGUUCUGUCAGCCGUCUCCUGCUCGAUGGAUGCGAUUUGACUAGUGCAAUUCUAUCCGCUCUAGUAUUAGUCUUGCCCAAUGUUGAACAAUUCAGCUGUAAGUAUGCUGGAUUCUUUGAUGAACACCUCACUUCAUUGGACUGGGGAUCGCAUUCUUUACGGUCAAUAGACCUCUCUCAUAACGAGUUCACUUCGGGUUCGGCUCUUUCUCAUUCACUGCUAGCAAACUGCCCUCAACUAUCAGAACUUCGCAUCAGUGAUUUGGAAAUAGCUGUUGAUGAGGAAGCACUCGUCACAGCUAUAUGUGACUUGCCAAAUCUACAACUGCUGGACGUAUCGUUCAAUAGCUUCGUUCGAGGAAACGCAGUGGAAACCUUGUUAUCAUCAUGCAAUAAUCUCACUAGUCUGCGAAUGGAUGGUUGUGAUUUGAGCGGUCUUUCGUUUGUGUCCACCUGGCUGCCUAGUCUUCGCGAAUUAUCAAUGGUCGGUUGCCAUGUGACAGAUUUCGAUUCGCUCAUUGAGUGGUUGAGUAUGGGAUGUGUUCAACAGCUUGAUCUGUCAGCCACCGAAAUCACCUUGUGCCAUGUGCGAACGCUGGUAGAAUCACGUCUGAUGUGCCCAGCAAUAGUUGUUCGGCUCGUUAGAUGUCGUGAGAUCGAGCAUGAUCCUCGAGCUUUCGCCGACAUGGUCCUCGCCUUCGUCACCGACCACUCUUUUCCACUUCGUUUCAGCUUCUCCUCCCAGUUUGCUGCUGGUCUUCAAGCAAUCACUGCUUUCGCUUCGAAUUUUCUAGUGUGA